Molecule: messenger RNA, 1733 nt
Organism: Pararge aegeria (speckled wood butterfly)
Lineage: Eukaryota; Metazoa; Arthropoda; Insecta; Lepidoptera; Nymphalidae
Product: organic cation/carnitine transporter 7-like
Exons: 10
Coding region: 1-1533 (510 amino acids)
Biological process (GO): transmembrane transport
Molecular function (GO): transmembrane transporter activity
Source: RefSeq, a predicted model, not a curated record
AUGGAUUUGCCGGAUAACAUAAAUAGUGUGGGAAAGAAAUGCGAUUUUGAGAAAGCAUUAAAUAUAACAGGUUUUGGCAAAUACAACUUCACACAGCUGGCAGUAUGCUGCCUGCUGAUCCUGGCGAUGUACAUCGACAUCUUCGGCUUCUCCGUAGCGCUGCCCAGCGUAGCUUGCGACAUGCAGCUCAAUACCUCCCAACAGGGCCUACUCUCUGCUGUGCCGCUGAUUGGUGUAAUGAUAUCGUCCUACGCCUGGGGUCUGUGCGCUGACACCUUGGGGAGACGAAAGACGCUAUUGUUCGCUAUGCCAGCUGGAAUGCUUCUCAAUCUAGGAGCCAGUAUUGCACCGAAUUACGCCUCAUUGGCCGUGUUGAAGUUCUUUUCAGCUGGCUUCACAUCAUCAGCGAAUGCGGCCGGUUUCGUACUCCUUGGAGAAAGUGUGCCGGUCAGGUUUAGGGGAAGGUUCAUGUUCCUCAUGGCAAGUGCCACCAUGUACGUGCAAUUCAUUAUUUGUGUGAUAGCCUUACCAAUCACCAGAACAUCUUUCACCAUUGACGUCACCUGGCUGGCGCUCACAUACCGUCCCUGGCGACUGCUGCUCCAAGUCAUCAGCAUACCGGGUAUUAUUGGCGUUAUCGGCAUGUUGUUCCUAAAAGAGAGUCCCAAGUUUCUCUUGAGUAAGGGACAGGAAGAGAAGGCUAUCGAUGUUCUGAGAGUCAUCUAUAGGUGGAAUAGGGGACUGAAUAAGGAUACAUACCCGGUAAAGUCAAUAUUCCUAGAGGAGACAGCAAUGCCAGACAGUGGCAACGCAACAUUCCUGCGUAAGAUGUGGAACCAGACAGCACCGCUCUUCCAGCCACCGCUCCUGAAAAACUCUCUGAAACUCUACUACAUCUUGCUCUGUGCUUAUAUGACAUCCACGGGCUACACGAUGUGGGUGCCCACUAUGACGAACGCCUACUUUGAUGGUGAGGACAGAACAGGCAAGGUGUUCUGCGAGGUGGCCAGCACUGCUGCUUCGUCCAACGAUACGUCCACAACCGAUUGCGACAGCGUCAUCAAGCCAAUGACUCUGUAUGCGGUGAUGUGCUACUCUGGCAUUUCUGGCACCCUGAACAUAUUCCUGACCUUCAUAGUCGGUCCUCUUGGCAAAAGGAGAACCACUAUACUAGUCUUCGCGAUUGCUAUAGUCUGUGGGAUCGUUCUCCUGUUCAUCAGGAUACCCGUAAUGAGCAUCGCGCUGUUCUAUUUCUUUCUCUAUGUGGCGCUGAUUCUGGGAAAUGUUAACACUUAUUUGGUGGAGUUGAAUCCUACGUAUCUGAGGGGUAUGGCUACCUGUUUAUCAGUGGUGGUUGCGCGCGGCUUCGGGUUCUUUAGUGUGCAAUUAAUAGCUAGCCUACUUGCGGAACAUUGCACGCCUAUGGUCGCCGGGUACAUCGUGCUUAUAACAUCUGGACUAUUCGUAUCGUUCUUUUUGCCGCCAGACAAACAAACAUUAAGUAAUGAAAAUAUUGAGAGCACACAAUUAUAACAUGUAAAUAAUAAAUAAUCAUUUUGUAAACACCUCUAACCACUAAUGGGUCAGUGACUUUAAUGAAUGACGUGAAGACUAAUUUUAGAUUAAACUUUUGCUAUAACCUUGUAAAUAUUACUUUACUAAGUAGUUGUAAGUUAAAACCAUAAUUUAAUCAAUUCAGUCAAUUAAUUAAGAAUUAAAUAAGUAAUGAUUGU